AUGAGGCCCUACACUACAUUCCUGUUCUCCCUUCUGCUCUUUUCAUACAUCUCUCACGCAGCCCCGGUACCGCAGGAAGAGGAUGAACAAGACCUCACCUCUGCCGGUGCUGAAAAACUAACAACGCUCGCCGAUGCAUUGUCCGGGGACUUUAGCACUUCGGAAAGCAGCGUACGAUGGAUUUCGGCGGGGAAUUACUCUGACGGGACAUAUGUGGCACAGGACCUCCCGACGCAGACCCUAAUUCUGUGGGAUAUCGCCAAGAAUGCUAGUAGCGUGUUCGUCGAUGCCGCCGAGUUGGGCAUAGACUACUAUAACUAUUCCAUCCAGGCCUCCGGAAAGCACGUCCUGUUUAGCACCAACUACUCAAAGAAAUACCGUCACUCGUAUCUCGCCGAUUACUAUGUUUGGAGCGUGGAGGGUAAGACCUUGAUUCCCCUUGUCGAGAGACAGAAUGGAGAUGUGCAGUAUGCAGUGUGGAGUCCUCAUGGCGAUGUGAUCGCCUAUGUCUGGGGGAAUGAUUUGUUUAUUUGGAAGGACGGGGUGAGUGCUAGGGUUACCAAUGAUGGGGGAGAGAAUGUGCUUAAUGGGGUGCCUGCCUGGGUUUAUGAAGAGGGUGUGUAGUUCUUCCCCCCAAAUAAUUCUUGCGGGAGGAUGGAAUUAACGAUUUACCAUUCUUUUUGUUUUCCUUGGUGGGGAGUUAGAGAUCUUCGGGGCGAUGCACACAUUGUGGUUUUCACCGGAUGGGGAGUAUCUUGCUUUCUUGAAGUUUAAUGAGACGGAAGUGCGCUUUACAUUCAUGUUUUCUAUUAAACCCAAUGGGGUUGAUACUAAGCUAGGUGAAUAUAGGUACCAACAUAUACCGUGCCAUACUACAUAGCUGGGCAACAGGUUGCCCCACCUUACCCCGUUGAGCUCCGUAUCAAGUAUCCUAAAACAGGAGAGAAAAACCCCACGGUUACCUUUCAUCUUCUUGAGGUUAACAAGCCGUCUGCCCUGAGAAAGAUUAACGUUCAGGCUUACACUCCGGAUAACUUGAUCAUUUCCGAGGUUGCCUGGGUGGCAGAGAAGCAUGAGAGUGUCAUCAUCCGCGCGGAGCAGGGUACAAGAUAUGGAAAAGUUGGUUUUGGUUGAUGUUGAGAGCGGUAAUGCACGGGUUGUGAGGGAGAGGGAUGGUACGGAUGGGUGGUUGGAGAAUUAUCUUGCUAUCACUUGUGAGUUUUCCUUACGGGGGUCUCUAGUGUCAGCUAAGGAGCUACUAAUACUCUUGGUUAGAUGUCCCAGGGCUUUCUACUCCUUCCUAUUUGGAUAUCUCAGAUCAUUCUGGCUGGCCACACAUUUACCUUUACCCAGUAUCAGGUGGCGAGCCGGUUGCCUUGACAUCUGGCAACUGGGAAGUCACUACGGUCUACUCAGUCGAUUCUAGGCGCGGUCUAGUCCAUUACCAAUCCACAGAGCGUGAUUCUACCGAACGCCACAUCUUUACUGUGAGUCUCGAUGGAAAGACCAAAAAGCCUCUCGUAGAUAUCACCAAGGAAGGAUAUUACGGCGCCAGCUUCUCCCCCGGAGGAGGGUACCACACCCUGAGCUAUAGCGGACCAAACUUGCCAUGGCAAGUACUUCGCCGCAUAGGCUCCGAUAUGCCCAUCCGGGUGAUAGACCACAACGCCCCCCUUGAGGCCAACCUUUCCGCAUAUUCUCUCCCCAAGAUCGUCUGGUCGAAGCUCAAGCACCCGGAUGGAUAUGAGCUCAACGUUUUGGAGCGUCUACCGCCAAAUUUCACUAAGGGGAAGAAAUAUCCGGUACUAUUUGAUAUAUAUGGUGGCCCGGGCUCGCAACGCACAGAAAAGACCUUUCGCCGGACGGUUGACUUCAGCACAUACUUGGGAUCGGAUCCCGAGUUGGAGUACAUCGUUGUCACGGUGGACAAUCGUGGAACGGGGUAUAAGGGGCGGAAAUUCCGUACUAUGGUCGUCGGUCAGCUGGGAAAGCUGGAGGCGGAAGAUCAAGUUUGGGCCGCUAAGGAGUACGGAAAACGAGACUAUGUUGAUCCCGGGAAGAUUUCUAUUUGGGGGUGGAGCUACGGCGGAUACCUCACUGGUAAAGUUCUUGAAUUGGAUUCCGGAGCGUUCUCUUCAGGCAUUGUAUGUCCCUCCAUCACUUCUCCUACCCCCACUCCAGGCCUGCCGCUAAAACAGAAUAGAUGACCGCCCCAUCGAGUGACUGGCGCUUCUAUGAUAGCAUCUACACCGAACGCUACAUGAAAUCCCCAACCGCCAAUAGGGCAGGCUACAAUGCCUCCGCCAUAGCAAAGACAUCGGGAUUCAAGAACGUUGCGGGAGGCUUCCUCAUCCAGCAUGGGACCGCUGACGACAAUGUGCAUUUCCAGAACCCGGCCGUUCUUGUCGGCACGCUGGUUUCCGAGGGCGUGGGUCCCGAGAAGAUGCGAGUGCAAUGGUUCACUGACUCGGAUCAUAACAUUAAUUAUAAUGGGGCCUCGAGCUUUUUAUACAAGCAGUUAGCCAAAGCGCUUUAUGAUGAGAAGAGGAGGACACCUGAGGGUAAGCAUCAGUGGAGUCGCAGG
Messenger RNA from Tuber aestivum (summer truffle), 2584 nucleotides. Lineage: Eukaryota; Fungi; Ascomycota; Pezizomycetes; Pezizales; Tuberaceae. The record is from the annotation of a GenBank genome assembly.